UUAACGUUACUGAUACGACCAAAAUGUGCUCAAUGUAUGCUAGCUAGUUUUCUGCUUCUGUUGAAGAAUAAUUAAACACGUGGCUAAUUUCCGCUUCAUUUUGGGAUAGCCUACAUUGUCUGUAACGUUACCUGCUAGACUUAUACCGGUGUUUUCACUUGUUGACCUGCAGGCCCAAAGUUCUGUUUGUUACCAGUAGGUUAGAUCAUAAACUGCAUAACUAGCUACCUAAAGGUUAGGAUGUCCGUUAGUGGCCUCAUUUUAUGCAGUGAUGAGUAACUUAAAUUUGCUACAUUCCAGUCAGUAAAUUAAGCCUUUUUCUCAAAGAGUACUGUGGAAGAGUGGAAGGAGCAGCAGCUCCCGAUGCUUGACGCAACCUGCUUCAGCAUCAGGACAGCACAGACAGGGCUAGGCCAAGUCCCAGACCAGCAGCAGACCUGUUCUCAAAUAAGAAGGGGGCUCAGUUACCAGAGAAGUGGCCUACAGUGUGUGUGCGCAGCAUCGCAGCAUUCAGAGCCCAAACUGUGUGUGUGUAUAUACACACUUGUGCGAGAGCCGGGGGCACACACUCGAUGUGUAUGUGAGAUGAGGAGAAGCUAAGUGGCUAACACAACCACCCAGAUCAGACAGCCUCCUUUGCUGCAAGAUGGAUUAGAGCCCCACACCUCAGGAGAUCAAAGGUGUACUGUCUGUACAUUUGGAUGCUUUGUCCUCCAAGCAUCUAACAAAUCAAAUUGGCUCACUAUAUUUGGAAGGAUGAGUCUAAAGAGACUCUUUGUUUGCCCUGUCCAAGGUGGCUGUGACAGGGGCACCCCCGGGGCAGGACCCAUGAGGAGUCAUAGAAGAUGCUCACAGCCUGGGCGCUUCUGCUCUUCUUAGCCAUGUGGGUGAGAAGCACCUCUGGUGGCCCGCUCUCCUUCAGAAUAGCUGCCAUCCUUGAUGACCCUAUGGAGUGCAGCAGAGGAGAGCGUUUGGCCAUCACACUGGCCAAAGACAGCAUCAACAGGAGCAGUAACCGCUCCACCACUGGCAAGCUGGAGGUGGACAUCUUUGAACUGCUGAGAGACAGUGAAUAUGAGAUGGGGGAAACAAUGUGCCAGAUCAUGUCGAAAGGGGUGGUGGCAGUCCUCGGUCCUUCUGCCAGUCCGGCCUCCAACUCCAUCAUCAGCAAUAUCUGUGGAGAGAAGGAGGUGCCCUAUGUCAAGGUGGCUCCAGAGGACAUUCUGAAGGUUCAGUUCCCCCGGUUCACCACUCUGGACCUGAGGCCAACCAACACCGACAUCAGCCUGGCUGUGGCUGGCCUUCUCACCUUCUUUAACAGCACCACCGCCUGCCUCAUCUGUGCACAGGCUGACUGCUUACUGAACCUGGAGCAGCUCCUGAGGCAGUUCCUCAUCUCCAAGGAGACUUUGUCAGUACGCAUGCUUGACGACAGCAACGACCCGACCCCGCUCCUGAAGGAGAUACGAGACGACAAGACUGCCACUAUUAUAGUGGAUGCCAACGCCACUAUGUCACAUAUCAUUUUGGAACGGGCAUCAGAGCUGGGGAUGCUGUCAGUCUACUACACUUACAUCUUCACCUCUCUGGAAUUCUCUUUACUCCAACUGGACGACGUGGUAGACCAACGAGUCAACAUAGUCGGUUUUUCAGUUUUCAACAAAACUCAUCCCUUCUUCCAGGAUUUUGUGCUAAGCCUCAACCGCUCCUGGCAAGAAAACUGUGACCAUGCACCCUUCGCUGGCACUCCACUCUCCUCAGCUCUGCUCUUUGAUGCGGUUUACGCGGUGGUGGCGGCGGUCCAGGAGUUGAACCGUAGCCAGAAUGUUGGCGCCACUCAGCUCUCCUGCAAGUCCUCCAAGAUCUGGGAACAUGGCACCAGCCUUAUGAAUUACCUGAGGAUGGUAGAAUUGGAUGGUCUAACAGGCCACAUUGAAUUCAACAGCAAAGGUCAGCGGUCAAAUUACGCCCUGAGGAUCAUGCAGAACAGCAAGGAUGGCCUAAGGCAGAUUGGCCUGUGGCACUCUGAAGAUGGACUGUCCAUGGAGAGAAAGCUUCGAUCAAUUAAUGUGACAGACACCCUCUUCAACAGUACUCUUACCAUCACGACAAUAUUAGAGAAUCCAUAUGUGAUGCUGCGGCAGAACCACCAAGAACUGGAGGGAAACGACCGCUACGAAGGCUUCUGUGUGGACAUGCUGAAGGAGCUGGCAGAUAUUCUCAAGUUUAAGUAUCGCAUCCGGCUGGUGGGGGACGGACUGUACGGGGUUCCUGGAGCCAAUGGAACGUGGACUGGCAUGGUUGGAGAGCUCAUCUCAAGGAAAGCUGACCUGGCAGUCGCAGGCCUCACCAUCACAGCAGAGCGUGAAAAGGUCAUCGACUUUUCCAAGCCCUUCAUGACCCUCGGCAUCAGUAUCAUGUACCGGGUCCACCUGGGACGUAGGCCAGGAUACUUCUCCUUCUUGGAUCCCUUCUCCCCUGGUGUCUGGCUCUUCAUGCUUCUGGCCUACUUGGCUGUCAGCUGCAUCCUCUUUCUGGUGGCCAGAUUGACACCGUAUGAGUGGUACAACCCCCACCCGUGUCUAAAGGGUCGCUGUAACCUGCUAAUCAACCAGUACUCACUUGGCAACAGUUUCUGGUUCCCUGUUGGAGGCUUCAUGCAGCAAGGAUCCACCAUUGCUCCCAGAGCUCUGUCCACACGAUGUGUCAGCGGAGUGUGGUGGGCCUUCACAUUAAUCAUCAUCUCAUCCUACACCGCCAACCUGGCUGCCUUCCUAACAGUCCAGAGGAUGGAGGUACCGAUAGAGUCAGUCGACGAUCUGGCAGAUCAGACGGCGAUAGAGUAUGGCACCAUGCACGGAGGAUCCACAAUGACUUUCUUCCAGAACUCUCGCUACCAGACAUACCAGCGUAUGUGGAACUUCAUGCACUCAAAACAGCCCAGUGUGUUUGUGAAGAGCACAGAGGAAGGCAUCGCCCGUGUCCUCAACUCCAACUAUGCCUACUUGCUCGAGAGCACCAUGAACGAGUACUACCGCCAGAGGAACUGCAACCUGACUCAGAUUGGAGGACUGCUGGACACCAAGGGCUACGGCAUUGGCAUGCCCGUGGGGUCAGUGUACCGAGAUGAGUUUGACCUGGCCAUCCUCAAAAUGCAGGAGGACAAUCGUUUGGAGAUCCUCAAGAGGAAGUGGUGGGAUGGUGGCAAGUGUCCAAAGGAGGAGGACCACCGUGCCAAAGGUCUGGGCAUGGAGAACAUCGGCGGCAUCUUCGUGGUGCUGGUGUGUGGCCUGCUGGUGGCUAUCUUCAUGGCAGUGCUGGAGUUUGUCUGGAUGUUAAGACAGGCCCCAGGAAAUGAGCAGUCAGUGUGUGAGGAGAUGCUACGGGAGCUCCAUGGGAUCGUCCUGUGUCGCGACAGCCUGCAGGUGAGGCGUCGGCGGACGGCUUCGAUGCUGCGGCCGCGGCCCUUACCCCUGGAGGAGCGCCGGGCACGAGCUGCCGCCGUCAGCCUCAGCAACGGAAAGCUGUGCGGGGGCACCGGACUGCCUGAACCCCUCUCUCACAGACUGGCACAGGAGGCUGCUCUGGUUGCGAGGGGGUGCAGCCACAUCCGCAUUUGCCCCGAGUGCCGGCGCUUCCAGGGACUGAGGAUGCGUCCUGCAGGGGCCACUGGGGCCCUCCCUUCUCCCACGCACAGUGAGGAGAGCAUAGAGUGGGACAAGACCACAAAUAGCAGUGAACCUGAAUAACGGCCAGCGAUUCCAACAGGACUGACUUUCCCACCUCACCUCUCUACUUUCCAGGGAUCAAUGAUCACAUCGUAUUUUUAUUCAGCCAGUCGGGGCUUGAUCUUAAAGGGCAGGACAGUGCUUUGUUUUGCCCUAGAGGCAACAGCCAGUAGUCAGUUUUGGAGUCUCCUUGGGUGAUUUUUUUUCCUUGGUCGUAGGAGAAACUGAUGAGUCUGUCUCAUUGUGGUCUGUUCCUGUUGGCCCUUAGUACUGUGUCAAACAGGACGGACAAAAACAGCUACGGGGCAUUUGUACUAUGCAGUAUUUUCAGUCAUUUAUCAUUGUGCUGUUUCUUUUUUUUCCUUUUUAAAUUAUUUCUGUCCUCUGUUGGAUUAUCAGUGCUGAAUAUUGUUAUUCUAUUAUUCUUAAAAAAAAAAACUUUAAAGAAGUUCCUUUUUUAUCUGACAAUUUACUGUAUGAACAUGUAUUGCCUCUGAAGAGCUGCAAAGAUGAACAGACUAAUGCAAGGUCAUCCUUCAAAUCCUUUUAUUUUGAAAGUGCCAAAAAACCAUAAGUAUUAUCUUGUGGCUAAAAAAAGCACCACAGCCUUGAGAAGACAACAAACUCAAAUGAACCUAGAAAACAAAGAGAGACAUACAGACACACAGACUUAUUUUAUAGUAGUGAUAUUCUAUUAAAACAUGUUUUAACUGUUGGUAUCUCUGAAAGACAGCAAUGCAUGUCUUUCAUUGCUGUGGUGGCUGAGUAGCUGAAAGAAUGAUGUCCUGUUUUGAAUACCUGCUUAAAUACAUGAUGGCUACCCAAACAAUGACAUCCAUUCAUUUCCUUCUUCCUCUGUUUCUUGACAUUUCUUUCUCCUCCGUCUGUCCUACAUCUUUGACACCAUGGCAAAUGUAUUGUCUCAUCUCUUGUCCUUUUUAUGAUCUUUCACUUAAAAAUAAACACACAGUCUCCUGCACAGUCUGUAAGAGAUCAGAGGUA
Messenger RNA from Perca fluviatilis (European perch), 4730 nucleotides. RefSeq names its product glutamate receptor, ionotropic, kainate 4 (gene grik4). Gene Ontology annotation, biological process: modulation of chemical synaptic transmission; monoatomic ion transport; synaptic transmission, glutamatergic. Gene Ontology annotation, cellular component: presynaptic membrane; postsynaptic membrane; kainate selective glutamate receptor complex. The coding region runs from base 846 to 3749 and encodes 967 amino acids. The transcript is spliced from 23 exons. Lineage: Eukaryota; Metazoa; Chordata; Actinopteri; Perciformes; Percidae. The record is from RefSeq and is a predicted model, not a curated record. Gene Ontology annotation, molecular function: kainate selective glutamate receptor activity; transmitter-gated monoatomic ion channel activity involved in regulation of postsynaptic membrane potential.